Messenger RNA from Cyclospora cayetanensis, 1142 nucleotides. Its product is annotated as retinitis pigmentosa 1-like 1 protein. The record is from RefSeq and is a predicted model, not a curated record. The transcript has 2 exons. The annotation marks the transcript as partial. Lineage: Eukaryota; Apicomplexa; Conoidasida; Eucoccidiorida; Eimeriidae.
AUGAGAUCCGUUCCCAUUUUGGCGGGUUCGGUGCUGCUAGGCACCGUCGCCUACGCCACUGCUAAAUUACCAGGCCUCACUGGUAGGGCCCUUUCCGUCCUUGAGUCGGACAUGCAGGUUUCACACGGUAGCAAUGCCCUCUCUGGAGAUUCGGCUCCCGAUUUUGCUGUGGGGUCUUCCGCCGCACCAACCGAAGAUUUUGAUCCAAAAGCGUUCCUCGAGACUUACGAUGUGCCCAACUCCGAAGCCAAGGUGCUCCUCACGACGCUUCAUUCCUGGUUCGUGUCUCUGGGAGGUUCUAACGUCUUGGAUCUGGCUGCAGAUUUCGCUGCGCGCCAUGAGGUUCUUCACCAGCUUCUCACUCCGCCCACCACGGACGCAGACGCUACGCAAGAGCAAUCACCAAGCGUCGACUCCACCGGACAGGAGAAUGACGCCGAUCUCCCCCUGACGAACGCAAACGAAGCCUCUCCUUCGAAGUUAGCAGAAAUUCCUGAAGGCGGGAAUGAAAACGUCCCAAAGGAAGAGCCAGAAAAUGUUGAGGAGCAAGAAGGUGAGAGCGGAGCAGCAUCUCGUAGACUAGACGAGGCGCCUGAAUCCGAGCAGUUGAAGUCUGAAGAUGCAGAAGCUCCAGGCACGCAAUCCGAUGGUGAAGAUGAAAAUCCAGAGGAGCAACCCUCUGAAGAGGAAGAGCCAGAAAAUGUUGAGGAGCAAGGAAAUGAGGGCGAAGCAGCAUCUCGUAGACCAGCCGAGCAGUUGAAGCCUGAAGAUGUAGAAGCUCCAGGCACGCAAUCCGAUGGUGAAGAUGGAGCUCCAGAGGAGCAACCCUCUGAAGAGGGAGAGCCAGAAAAUGUUGAGGAGCAAGGAAAUGAGGGCGAAGCAGCAUCUCGUAGACUAGCCGAGCAGUUGAAGCCUGAAGAUGCAGAAGCUCCAGGCACGCAAUCCGAUGGUGAAGAUGGAGCUCCAGAGGAGCAACCCUCUGAAGAGGGAGAGCCAGAAAAUGUUGAGGAGCAAGGAAAUGAGGGCGAAGCAGCAUCUCGUAGACUAGCCGAGCAGUUGAAGCCUGAAGAUGCAGAAGCUCCAGGCACGCAAUCCGAUGGUGAAGAUGGAGCUCCAGAGGAGCAACCCUCUGAAGAGGGAGA